This is a messenger RNA of Lactuca saligna, 2545 nucleotides long. Lineage: Eukaryota; Viridiplantae; Streptophyta; Magnoliopsida; Asterales; Asteraceae. The record is from the annotation of a GenBank genome assembly.
AUGUUAAUUUUGAGGCGGAAAGGAGAUAUCAAGGAAGAGCCAAGAUCUCGAAGAAAGGAAACGACAAUGAAGGAGGAGGAGCAAUCAGCAUCCGGAGAUGAGGUGACGGCGGGAGAAGGAAAUGGCAGUGGUCAAGUUCACAAGGCUCCGACUCCGGUUUCACAAUACUCUGGUGCAUCUCGAUUUAUCCUUUUACCCUUGAAUCAAUCGGAGCAGAUCACUAGAAUACCUGUAGAGAUCUCACCGGAGAGGUUGCCACUAGAUGAAGAUGAAGCAGCUGCUAGUAAUGGAGAUGAGAAGAGGGUUUGUUCUUCAGGGAAAAAGAGAGCUCCAUUGUCUGGUUGGCCAUGGGAGAAUAUAUCAAAUUUCAAGUAUAUGUUGUUUGGACCACUUCUUGCUGAGUUAAUUUAUUCAAGAAUCUAUGAAAAGAAGCACAGUGAGUACAGUUGGUGUUUGCAUAUACUAAUACUGUCUUCACUAAGAGGACUUGUGCACCAGCUGUGGAGUUCGCAUAAUAACAUGCUUUUUCUUAAUCGAAAUCAUCGAUUAUGUGAAAAAGCCAUUGGUUUUGAUCAAAUUGACAAAGAAUGGCAUUGGGAUAAUUUCAUCAUACUUGAAGCAUCUAUAGCUUCAAUACUCUCAUUCAUCAAUCCAUCAAUUACCAAUCUUCCUAUUUGGAAAACCAAUGGGAUUAUUUUUUGUGUAAUUUUCCAUAUUGGCCUCUCAGAACCUCUAUAUUAUUGGCUUCAUAGAUUAUUACAUUCACCAUAUUUCUUCCAACAUUAUCACUGGCUACACCAUAGUUCUACAGUGAACCAUCCAUUUACAGCCGGCCAUGCGACCUUUUUGGAGCAUUUAUUACUUUUUGUGAUAAUGGGAGUUCCAAUUCUUGGGAGUACUUUGAUAGGACAUGGUUCAGUCAUCAUGUUCUAUGGCUAUGUCUUGGUGUUUGAUUUCCUUAGAUGUAUGGGGCAUAGUAACAUUGAAAUUGUUCCUCAUCACAUCUUCGAAACCGUGCCUAUGCUUAAAUAUCUUAUUUAUACACCAACGUACCAUUUUCUACAUCACAGAGAGAUGAAGACGAAUUUUUGCCUCUUUAUGCCUCUUUUUGAUGUUUUCGGAAAGACCAUGAAUGAAAUUUCUUGGGAUCUUCAUAGAGAAAUAAGUUCAAACGAAGGCAAGAAGGCAAAAGCACCAGAAUUUGUGUUUCUUGCACAUGUGGUUGAUGUCAUGUCGUCAAUGCAUGUUCCAUUUGUUUUUAGAUCAUGCAGCUCAUUGCCAUACGCGACAAAUAUUAUCUUCUUCCUGCAUUGGCCAGUAGCUUUCAUGGUGAUGUUGAUCAUGUGGGCUAAAUCAAAAACUUUCUUGCUCAGUUUCUGCCAUCUUAGAGGAAGAUUACUUCAGAGUUGGGUCGUGCCAAGAUUUGGGUUCAUGUAUUUUUUACCCUCCGCAAAAGAUGGCAUAAAUAGGCAAAUAGAAGCAGCUAUAUUAAAGGCCGAUAGGAUUGGUGUCAAGGUCCUUAGCCUCGCUGCCUUGAACAAGAAUGAAGCUUUGAAUGGAGGUGGGAAACUUUUUGUCAUGAAACAUCCGGAUCUUAAAGUCCGAGUAGUCCAUGGAAACACUUUGACAGCAGCUGUUAUUCUGAACGAGAUUCCUCAAGAUGUUGAAGAGGUGUUCUUAACAGGAGCUACUUCUAAGCUUGGAAGGGCCAUCGCCAUUUACUUAGCUCGUCGUAGAGUUAGAGUCUUGAUGCUUACUCAAUCCACUGAAAGAUUUAUAAGCAUUCGGAAAGAAAUUCCACUGGAUAACCGAAAUCUUUUGAUUCAAGUGACAAAGUAUCAAGCAGCUAAACAGUGCAAGACUUGGAUUCUGGGAAAAUGGACCACUCCAAGUGAGCAAAAUUGGGCACCACCAGGAACACAUUUUCAUCAGUUUGUGGUUCCACCUGUGUUUGAAUUCCGAAGAGAUUGCACGUAUAGUAAGCUUGCAGCCAUGAAGCUUCCUGUUGAUGUUGAAGGCCUAGGCGUCUGCGAGUAUACGAUGGAAAGAGGUGUGGUUCAUGCUUGUCAUGCGGGUGGGAUCGUUCAUCUUCUUGAAGGUUGGACACACCAUGAAGUUGGUGCAAUUGAAGUAGACCGGAUUGAUUUGGUUUGGGAAGCUGCUUUAAGACAUGGUUUUAAGCCAGUAUGAAGGUCUGCUAGAAAACCAUCCAUUUGUUUCGUACAACUCAAUAAUCGGUGAUUCAAAACCUCAAAAAAGUGUGCAUCUUUGACUAUAGUCAUAUAUAUCGGUGAACAAGUGUUCAUCGAUGAUUAAUGCAAUCUUGUAAAGGCUUUGACAAAUUGAAUCAUGAUCAACUGUGAUUUACAAUAAGAUAUUACCAUUUGUAAAGCAAAUUAUAUAUGUUAAAUAUAGUUUUUAUUUUAUUUUUAUUUUAUUUUAUUUUUUUUAUGUUCUUGUAUAGUUCGGGACCCAUUGUAACCUUGUUACAUAAUAUAUAAAAAAAAUAUAUAUAACUUAGUAAUAGAGCAGGUUUGGAGCGAAU